Molecule: messenger RNA, 489 nt
Organism: Penicillium samsonianum
Lineage: Eukaryota; Fungi; Ascomycota; Eurotiomycetes; Eurotiales; Aspergillaceae
Exons: 1
Coding region: 1-489 (162 amino acids)
Source: RefSeq, a predicted model, not a curated record
AUGCUCGAUGGCCAGACCAUUGAGCAGUUCCCGUGCAUGCCAGAGGAUAUCCUCGGAGAGCCUAUCCCUGAAGCUUUCCGUCCUAGCAUGGACCGUCCCAGCACUAGCAAAGAUGCCGUGCGGUCACACAAUGGCCUACACACAUUGCGCCUUGUUGCCCCUUCCUCCACCUCCCUGACUCGCCCUCCUCGUUCUCGCAAGAACAGCAGUCUCAACAGCUCCGACGUUGACCGAUCCGCAGCUGCCGCUUUCCAAGCCCAGUUCCGACGCCGUCAACGUUCCGAAUCCCCCGAAUACUCUAAUUCCACCUCGGACAAGGGUGAUAAGGAGAAGUCGACAUCGUUGUGCUACGAUCAGUACUCCCAAGCCCCCAUCAACGGGGCUCGCGAGCAAAGGCCUCUCCUCCAGCGCUUCAUGAACUCUCUACGUUCAUUAAACUGCCAGAAGCCCCAAAAGUCUCACAAGAAGACCAAUGUUACCACCAUCUGA